This is a messenger RNA of Anopheles coustani, 628 nucleotides long. Its product is annotated as RING-box protein 1A. The record is from RefSeq and is a predicted model, not a curated record. The transcript is spliced from 2 exons. NCBI's taxonomy places the organism in Eukaryota, Metazoa, Arthropoda, Insecta, Diptera, Culicidae. Bases 34 to 363 code for a protein of 109 amino acids. Gene Ontology annotation, biological process: ubiquitin-dependent protein catabolic process; protein ubiquitination. Gene Ontology annotation, cellular component: nucleus; cullin-RING ubiquitin ligase complex. Gene Ontology annotation, molecular function: cullin family protein binding; ubiquitin protein ligase activity; zinc ion binding.
UCAUUGUACAUUGAUUGCUGAGAUACCGACAACAUGGAUAUUGACGAGGAAGAGUUCGAAGCACCGACAUCCAGCAGUAGUCGCGGCGAGCGGAAGCGCUUCGAGGUCAAGAAGUGGAACGCGGUGGCCCUAUGGGCUUGGGUCAUCGUAGUGGACAAUUGUGCGAUCUGCCGCAACCACAUCAUGGACCUGUGCAUCGAAUGCCAGGCAAAUCAGGCCUCUGCCACCAGCGAAGAGUGCACGGUCGCUUGGGGGGUCUGUAAUCAUGCCUUCCACUUCCACUGCAUCUCGCGCUGGCUCAAGACCCGGCAAGUAUGCCCUCUCGACAACAGGGAAUGGGAGUUCCAGAAGUACGGCCAUUAGGAUGCUUACAGCGGAGACUGACGAAUGUGUGUGUUGACUUGCUUUCGCCUAAAUAUGCUGCCGCGAUGGUGGCUUCUUUUUUAUUUUCGGUUCGUAUAAGCUCACCAAUUAUUGUGCAUUGAGCAUCAAAACAUCAAAGAAAAUAAGCCAAGUGUGAAAAACGAAGAGAAUUUUUGUUUCAUCUUGUAAUAGAUAAAGGGACUUUAACUAACGGUUUAUACGCAAAACAAUAAAUUGAUCAGUUUUAAACUACACUGAAACACAA